Messenger RNA from Gadus macrocephalus (Pacific cod), 2076 nucleotides. Its product is annotated as RNA-binding protein, mRNA-processing factor 2a. Gene Ontology annotation, biological process: negative regulation of smooth muscle cell differentiation. The record is from RefSeq and is a predicted model, not a curated record. Bases 238 to 1026 code for a protein of 262 amino acids. Gene Ontology annotation, molecular function: mRNA binding; protein homodimerization activity. NCBI's taxonomy places the organism in Eukaryota, Metazoa, Chordata, Actinopteri, Gadiformes, Gadidae. The transcript has 8 exons.
CGCUUGAUUGCUGCUCACCCAGACCAAGGACAUAAUUGAUGAGCUAAUUGAAAGCCAGCGGUGACAGGACGGAGGAGAAGCCUCCAAUGAGAAAGUGGACUUGUAUCCCCGCCACAAUCCGACAGCAUUGAUGUGAGCAUUGCAGAGAGCUUCACGACGCGCACUUCUCCCCCUCUUUCACCCUCACAAGUGCACAUUUCCACUUCUCACACUUUAGUUUAAGUUUUCAUUUUAUGAAUGAUUCUCUCUCGUAAUAUAUCAUUGGAUACCUCGUCAUCAACUGCACGAACUCACUUCGGCACGUCUUUCCUAAAGUUCAAACGCCACCAAGAUUUGCUCUGCAACUACAAACGCACUUGGGGAAAAUAUCCGACCAGGAACAACUUGACACUUUCUUCAAGCGCAGCUGAAGCAACCACUGUGAACAUGAGUAUCAAAGCUGAUGUGGAGCCUAAUAACAACGUGUCUAUUGAGGAGGAGGUACGGACACUAUUUGUCAGUGGCUUACCAGUUGAUAUCAAACCAAGGGAACUUUACCUUCUUUUUAGACCAUUCAAGGGUUAUGAAGGGUCACUGAUUAAGUUAACAUCCAAACAGCCCGUUGGGUUUGUAACCUUUGACAGUCGGUCUGGAGCUGAAGCUGCAAAAAAUGCAUUAAAUGGCAUCCGUUUUGACCCCGAAAGCCCCCAGACCCUGCGCUUAGAGUUUGCUAAAGCCAACACGAAGAUGGCAAAGAAUAAGCUGAUGGCCACACCGAACCCCACAAAUAUCCACCCUGCUCUAGGAGCACACUUCAUUGCACGGGACCCAUAUGACCUGACGGGAGCGGCACUGAUCCCCGCGUCGCCAGAUGCCUGGGCCCCCUAUCCCCUCUACACCACGGAGCUGACUCCUGGUCUGCCGCACGGCGCCUUCACCUACCCGGCUGCAGCCGCCGCAGCCGCUGCCCUCCAUGCCCAGAUGCGCUGGUACCCAACACCCUCCGAGACCUCCCAGCCUGGAUGGAAGUCCCGACAGUUUUGUUAAGCUAUUAAGCUUCUGGAAACCCCACCUGCAUCCAGCUGACGGGAGGUUUGCCAAGCGCUUCAUUAAUUUAAUCAGGUUUAUUUAAUGGACAAAUGUGCAUUAGAAACAUACAGUAUUUAUAAUUCCUCAGAAUGUCUUCAAGACAUUGGAGGUGAAACCAUCUUGCUGUCAACAUUCUAAGCUUAUGAAUCCUCUUGGAAACUAAAGCUCUACCUUAGCACCUAACCGGGUAAAAAAAAACUGCUAGGCACGUUAACUUGCUAUGGAAAUUGAUACGUUGAAGUUGCCAUUUGUAAGCAAGUCCUUCCAUGGGUUGUCAUGGCACAGGAGAGGUUUAGAAGAGUAAAGUCAUUGCAUGUUAAGUCUCUUUGCAUGAUCUUGGAUCACAGUUUCUGUGGAUCCUAAUGUUAGUGUUUGUGUUGCCUCUUUAUCUUGGCCUAGACAAUUGUUUUUUGUUUUUUCCCUGUAGAACCCUGGUCUUGCCUCUUUGAAAGCUAGGCUGUUGUGUAAAUGGCUUAUCUCGCAUGGACCCUAUGAAUGCAUCUUUCUGACUAUCCCAGUCCUAGCCUUGUCAUUAUAAAUGUUUAUUAUUUGUGCAAAGAAAGUAUGAAUUUGUACUUUUUUGUGUGAUGUAUAUUUAUGCAUUUUUUUCGAGCAACUAAAAAAAAAAUCUGUCUAAGUUCGUUGUUUAGAUGUUUUUGGUGUUAUUUUUGAUCCUAUAAUACUGUUGAAGUAGUUUAAAAAAAGUGCAAUUGUAUUUGCUUAAACGGAAAAUGAGUGUCAAUGGAAGUGUUCGGAUAGUGGCCUUUGCCACCCUGACUGCUACAAUGAGAUUGCUGUAAAAUGCUGAUCUUUCAGAAUGUGAAACUGGAAUACGAACAAAAAAGGCUUGGUUUAUUUGGGGGAGGGAUGACCAUAUGGAAAUGCAGGAUUCAAGUGAAGAAGGAAUUUCAGUUUGUGGUUUAAAACUUGUUUGUCAUGGUAUCUGCUGUGCAUAAGAUGUAGAAGAAAAAAGUGACAUCUUAUGAAUAAAACAAACAAGCAAGUGAA